AGAGAGAGAGAGAGAGAGAGAGAGAGAGAGAGAGAGAGAGAGAGAGAGAGAGAGAGAGAGAGAGAGAGAGAGAUAUUUAAGACGAGUCGAACACUGCACUGACAGGCAAGAGUAAAGACUAUCUUCAGCAGACUGCAAUAUAUUCAGAUAAUUUUGCUGUUAAAGUUUUAUCCUAACCAUCUUUUAUUCGCCGCAGCCAUGGCACUCAGCGAUGCAGAUGUGCAGAAACAGAUCAAACACAUGAUGGCCUUCAUUGAGCAGGAGGCCAAUGAGAAAGCUGAGGAAAUUGAUGCAAAGGCAGAAGAAGAGUUUAACAUUGAGAAGGGUCGUCUCGUACAAACUCAGAGAUUGAAGAUUAUGGAGUACUAUGAAAAAAAAGAGAAGCAGAUCGAACAGCAAAAGAAAAUUCAAAUGUCCAACUUGAUGAACCAGGCCAGGUUGAAAGUCCUCAAGGCCAGAGAUGACUUGAUUUCGGAUCUGUUGAACGAAGCCAGACAGAGGCUGGGAAAGAUUGCGAAGGAUCCAGUCAGGUACGCCACCUUGCUGGAAGGACUAGUGCUUCAGGGAUUUUAUCAGUUACUGGAACCCUCUGUGGUUAUUCGUUGCCGUAAACAGGAUCUUCCGAUGGUGAAGGCUGCCGUACAGAAGAAUAUUCCCAUCUUCAAGGCAGGUGUGAAGAAGGAUAUUAAUGUUCGCAUUGACCAGGAUAACUUCCUGCCACCAGAAAUAUCUGGAGGUGUGGAAAUCUAUAACGCUAAUGGAAAAAUCAAAGUGGCCAACACCUUGGAAAGCAGACUGGAUCUUAUGGCACAACAGAUGAUGCCUGAAAUCCGAGUUGCUCUCUUUGGUGCAAACCCGAACAGGAAAUUCUUGGAUUAGUGCAGUCUGCACCCAUUCCUGCCAGAUAAGCGGAGGGUGGUUUUAAACAGGGGUGAAAAAAAAAAAAAAAAAAGAACAUGUGAUGUUUAUAUAAAUAUAUUUAAAGACUCCAUUCUGUGUCAGUUCUGUAAAACUUUGUAUGUUAAGUGGAGAGAUGUGAGUUUGUGUUGUUGUAUAGCCCUGUGUUUUAUUUGUUAAUAUAACUGCAGUACUGUUAUUGCGUGGUUUGACUUGGUGGUUCACAUAGAACUUCGAAGUACAGAACAGGUAUAAGCAAUCUACCAAAAGCCCUUGCUGUGAAUCAGUUAUCACAUGCUUACUGUACACUAUGUCUACAUCAUAGUUAUCUUCUGUCUCGUGACUAUCUUGAUGCAGAACAGCCCUCCAUCCUAAGCCUUGCAGUUUUUCUUUUGCAGUGCAGUGUGUCUGGUAGAUCUGUUUGUGUGUUGACAGACAAUAAAAAAGCCAUUCUUGUCUUAAUGAUAAUGCAAGCCUCCAGUGUUAAGUGAUUGAGACUAGGAAACAAUUUAAUUGAAAAUGAAAUAUGACGACGGUAUCAUUUCAUCUGCUGUAUCUGUAUCUGUGGUUUCAAAAAAUAAAGAUGCUUGGCCAUCUUAAA
Polyodon spathula (Mississippi paddlefish) is the source of this 1498-nucleotide messenger RNA. RefSeq names its product V-type proton ATPase subunit E 1-like. Gene Ontology annotation, biological process: proton transmembrane transport. The record is from RefSeq and is a predicted model, not a curated record. Gene Ontology annotation, cellular component: proton-transporting two-sector ATPase complex, catalytic domain. NCBI's taxonomy places the organism in Eukaryota, Metazoa, Chordata, Actinopteri, Acipenseriformes, Polyodontidae. Gene Ontology annotation, molecular function: proton-transporting ATPase activity, rotational mechanism. The transcript has 9 exons. Bases 199 to 879 code for a protein of 226 amino acids.